Talaromyces rugulosus is the source of this 1722-nucleotide messenger RNA. RefSeq lists its product as uncharacterized. Lineage: Eukaryota; Fungi; Ascomycota; Eurotiomycetes; Eurotiales; Trichocomaceae. Bases 1 to 1722 code for a protein of 573 amino acids. Gene Ontology annotation, biological process: DNA-templated transcription; regulation of DNA-templated transcription. The transcript has 3 exons. The record is from RefSeq and is a predicted model, not a curated record. Gene Ontology annotation, molecular function: zinc ion binding; DNA binding; DNA-binding transcription factor activity, RNA polymerase II-specific.
AUGGUCGAACAACGAGCGCAGGGUACACGUGUGUCGCUAGCGUGUGUGCAAUGCAGGGCAAGACACGUUCGCUGUGAUGCGACAAAACCCGCCUGUUCCCGAUGCCUGCAGGAGCGACAGGAUUGUAACUAUCCUAGUUCCAGGCGCGGUGGUCUUACCAGAGCUGCACUGGCUGCUCAUAAGGCGCGGAGAAGCGAAAUUGAGAGCAAUCCUAGCAGCGUACCAGGCAGCGCGGUAUAUUCCACUGGUUCGUCUUCGCCAUCGAGCAGAGAUGCUGCUCCUCAAGCUCCAGUGCUACCUUCCCCACCCAUAGAAUUGGAUAUAGCGUCGACAGAUCUCCACAAUGACAUGUUCAUCGCGGUGUAUUUCAAGUGUUUUCAUCGCUACCACCCCUGCGUCCUGCCUCUAAAACAACUCCAAGAGUAUUUCUGUGAUCCGUCCUUCCACGACCAGCUCAUCCCCGUCGUAAUGGCCGUCCGGUUUAUCGGCUCGAUAUACGCACGAUCCAGCCUUGUGGACCAACUUAGGGCGCAAACAGACAGCGCCAUAGCCAUGGCGCGCCAAAACACACCGCACUGUCCGUUUCUUGCGCAAGCUUUGCUUCUAUAUUCCAUAUCGUUGUUCUGGUCUCAAGAGGAUAACACUUCCCGGAAACAAAUGGACUUGGCUCUGCAGACAGCAUUGGACCUCGGCAUGCAUCAUCGCGAUUUUGCUGCCAACAAUGCCCCAUACGUUCCCAUCCUACAGGAAUGUUUUCGGAGAACCUGGUGGCAGAUUUACAUCAUCGACGCCGCAUAUGCUGCAAUUGAGCACUUGUCAACUUUUAGGGCCAAUAGUGUGAUUAGCGAUGUAGAUUUGCCCUGCGAAGAGGACGAAUAUGAGAGCAGCACGAUACCAGAGCCCUCGACUCUAUCUGAGUUUGACUUACGUGAAUUUGAGUGCGAAGGAAAAGUCUAUUCCUCCUUCGCUUACCUCAUUGGAGUUGUUCGGGGUCUAUCACAGACAUCAGUUUUGGUAUCUUGGCAGAGCGAUGGGAGCCCAACUUCAGAUGCCGUUGCCGCAAUCGACUCGGUAGUUGACGGAUGGCUCCUACUCCUACCAGAAUCAAAGCAACAGGUUAUGAACAGCAGUGGUGAAAUUGACGAGCUGUUAUAUUUCGCCAAGAUGUGGAUCCAUGCCUGCGCCGGGUCGCCUCAGACUAAUGCAUUGCCAAGCGAGAUAAAACAAGUACACACCAUGAGGUGUCUCUCAUCUAUUCAGCAGCAGGUCAGCCUACUUACUCUUCCUAAACGGCCAUUCUGCCACAGCCCCUUUAUUAUCUGCAUGGUUGUAGUCGGCACGCUACCCUACUUCUCAGCUUGCACCUGCCUUCUGCGAGGCGGCAAACUCACAGUCGCACGAGAACAAAUUCGUGUAAUUAUAGGAUGCCUGAGGGCGCUGGGCGACGUGUGGAAGAAGGGACGGAAUCGUGUGCAGGAGCUUCAGGCUAUUGGCAAAGAGAUUAUAGGUACUACAGGACUUGGCAAUGCGAGAAUGGGCGAGACGGCCGCUGCAGCUGGAGUGACGAAUAACCCUUAUCAGGCUCCUACUUCUCUGCCAUUCGCUGGCUUGAAUGUACCCCCCUCGACGGUCGAUGCGAAUGAAUUCGCACAGCUGUGGCUAUCUAUGAAUCAGCAGCUGGAUAUCAAUACAUGGAUUACCGAUAACUUUCCAGCGCAGUAG